Chaetomium globosum CBS 148.51 is the source of this 2694-nucleotide messenger RNA. RefSeq lists its product as uncharacterized. The record is from RefSeq and is a predicted model, not a curated record. Gene Ontology annotation, molecular function: cysteine-type endopeptidase activity. Gene Ontology annotation, biological process: proteolysis. The transcript is spliced from 4 exons. NCBI's taxonomy places the organism in Eukaryota, Fungi, Ascomycota, Sordariomycetes, Sordariales, Chaetomiaceae. Bases 1 to 2694 code for a protein of 897 amino acids.
AUGAAUCAAGACGAUGAACGCCCAAACAAUUACGCCAUUCUGAUUGGCGUCAAUGACGAUGGGAUGCAAGCUUGUGUGCAUGACGUUAACAUCAUGCGAGAAGUUCUUCGUGAACUGCCACUUUCCAUCGAUUUACGGAUUCUGGAAAACAGCUAUCCAAAAGCUGUGUCGCUACUUGAGCCGCCGCCGGUGCGGCCUACCCCAGAUAACGUCAAGAAAACGCUAGAAAAUGUCACGGAAAACGCUAUGCCGGGUGGGUUUGUGUACAUCCACUUCUCCGGGCACGGCAAAGAGGUUGUCCUAAACGGGACCCCCGGCGGCGACGUCGAGUUAGCUCUUCUCCAAGAGACAAGCGAUGAACUGGCCAUGCUGAGUGGGAAGGAUGUAGCACUUCUGAGCAAGGCGAUGGUGGACAAGGGCUUGACCGUUCUACUUGUCUUGGACUGCUGCUUCUCGGGUGCAACCUUGCGCGGCGCCGCCGGCAAUAAUGCCAAUAUCGACGACCGAUGCAAUGAACGGCAUUGUCAGGCACCGCUUGGCUACCGUGACGCUACGAUGCUGCCGAACUGGAUGGUAAACCCAGCCGGGUUUACCAUCCUCGCCGCCUGUGGGCCGCACGAGUCAGCUGCAACUUUAGGCCUACCUUCGAAGCAAGCAACCUACAGCGCAUUCACGUACUCCCUCUACGAGUCACUUAUUGGUGUUAACGCAACGUCAAAAACACUCUCCGAGAUUUACGCGAACCUUUGUCUCAGGUUCAAGCGCAUGCGCCAGUUGGCCACACAAACCCCGAUGUUGUACGGAAACGGCAAUAUACGCUUCUUUGGCCGGCCAGUGGAGGCAAAUGGUGCGACUCCAAGGGCUGCGGCAUACUGGCCGUCUGGCGACGAUGGCAAAAUAUCGUUGCAAGUUGGCGAGGUUCACGGGUGCUGUGUCAACGAUGAAUUCGUCCUAACACCUUACUAUGACAGCGUUGCUGCUCGUGAGACUUCAGCACGCGCCGUCACCGUCGGCCCCCUAUCUUCGGAGCUGGCAGUUUCCGGCGCCCUAGGCACGAGAGGUAACGAAACCCGAUGGACAGUGACGUCAACUACGCGCUUGGCCCUCCAACGCUUCCUUGUUCAAGUCUCCGAGGAGUGUCCCAAGCUGGAUGAAUGGCGCGAUGCCAUUAGGAAACAAACGUACCUGAACAUCUGGAUCGCAAAAGAUGGCAAUGAAUCUGUUGCAUUUUUUAUUGAGCCGAACACCGAGGGAGGGAUCAACAUCCUCGACAGUACUAAGAAGCCCGUCCCACGGCUCCCCGUCAUGAAUGCCCAAGACGUGGAGGGUAAUCUGCGCAUGGUCGAGCAUUUGGUCCGAUUCAAGCAUAACUCUGCAGAGGUUCAGACUCGUUCCCCCCAGGAUCCCGAAGUCGAAACGCUACACGAAAACCAAGUUGUUAUCAGAAUCAAGAACUACAGCGACUCGACGUUGUACGCCCAACUCCUCGAUCUUGGUCCUCGCUGGCAGGUGCAGCACAUUGCGUCCGGCGUUGGCGAUGCGAUCCCACCCGUCAGAUACGGGGGCGGGCUGAAGGAGAGAACAGUCACGAUGACGCUCCCAGCCAACUAUAGCGCAGGGGUGGACCCAUAUUAUGACAUUUUGAAAGUCUUCCUCUCAACCUCUCCAAUUGAUCUCUCGUUAUGGGAGCUACCGGACAUUGGGGGAGCAAGGGUGCCAGCGGACUUGAAGCUUGAGAGCCACAGGACCGACCUCCGGGCGGAAAACUGGGCUGCGAUGAACUUCUACAUCAGAACUGUUCGAUCAACUACGAGCGGAAAUCAGAUACAAAUCCCCUACCCGCGUGAAACAGAAACCUAUUGCCCACCCAUCGACCUGUACCUCAACAGGAGGCUCCUUGCCUUCGAGGAUCGGGUUAGGAUAUCAGAGGAGGCGAGGCUAAUCCGCCAGACCCCUGCCACAAUCGCUGCGAUCCUGCGGCGGAGGCGCAGAAGGGGGAGGGGAAGACCUCGGCGGGAGAUAGACGAUAUAGCAACGGCACCAGCGGAAAAAGGCUCAGGAGAAUGGAAGAAGAGGUGGGCACAGGAGUGGGCCCCCCUCGAGUCGAGGCCGGAAAAGGAGGAGCUAGAGCCAGGGUCAACCGGCCCAGUACCAAACCACAAGAAACAGCUCGAGAGGUGGAUGGAGGAGGCAAUGAGAAGGGAGUGGAUUGGAAGAUGGGAGAGUGAGGUAGCUAGGGUGGUCGCUAGGAACCCGGGGCGGGCCCUCGAACCGGCCGAUGCGACCGCGCGGUUCGACGCCUCUAUCAUGAACCGACACCGGUCGAGGGACCCAGCCUGGGAGCUAUCGAAGGCGAAGAGUACUCUCCUAGUGCAAGCGAGGACCGGGAAGAUUGGGCUUCGAGGGUUCCUCUUUACUAGGAGGGUCCCCGAGGUAGUAACGCCGGUAUGCCGCUGCGGUAUGGCGCGCGAGACAUUCGAACACCUCGUACUCGAAUGCAACGGAGCCGCAGAUAAACCUCAUCCCUGGCCAGACGACGGCGCAGAGCUACUGGAGUGGCUAGAUGACGUGGAGAAGGCUGCCAUAGUGGUGGGGUGGGUGCUUGGGCUGGGGAGGCUGAACGAGUUCCGGCUGGCGGUAGAGCUGGAAAAUGAGAACAACGAAGAGGCCCGCGGCGGGGCCGAAGCGGAGUAG